This is a messenger RNA of Gastrolobium bilobum, 1785 nucleotides long. Its product is annotated as protein IQ-DOMAIN 21-like. The record is from RefSeq and is a predicted model, not a curated record. Lineage: Eukaryota; Viridiplantae; Streptophyta; Magnoliopsida; Fabales; Fabaceae. Gene Ontology annotation, molecular function: protein binding. The transcript is spliced from 5 exons. Bases 240 to 1571 code for a protein of 443 amino acids.
UUCUAUUUCUGCCACCUACUGGAUUAAAGUUACUAAUAAUCUCUCUAUCUCUCUCACACACGCGUUCUCUGUGACUGUAUCCUCAUCCUUUUUUUCUCUCUCUCUGUCUCUCUCUGAUUUCUGCUUCAGAAUUAAGAGUUCAGAACUUCCGGGCUCUGCUAAAUGACACACACAAUACGUCAAGGUCCAAUCCAACUGAUCCCAAACACCAACAUUUGUCUCACCAACAACAGAAGCAGAUGGGGAAGAAAGGAGGAAGCUGGUUCUCAUCAGUGAAGAAAGUUUUCAAGUCAUCUUCUAAGGACUCGCCGGUGCCGGAAAAGAAGAAAAACAAGGAAGAGAAAUGGCAGCAUGAAGUUGCAGAGGUGGUGUCUUUUGAGAAUUUUCCUCCAGAGAGUUCUCCAGAUGUCACCAAUGAGGGAAGUACCACAUCAACACCUGUGACUGAAGAUAGAAAUCAUGCCAUUGCCUUUGCUGCAGCAACUGCCGCAGCUGCUGAAGCUGCAGUUGCAGCUGCUCAAGCAGCUGCUAGAGUUGUGAAAUUGGCAGGUUAUGGACGCUACUCUAACGAAGAAUCUGCAGCAACACUCAUUCAAUCAUACUACAGAGGAUACCUUGCUAGACGUGCAUUGCGUGCUUUGAAGGGAUUAGUGAGGCUGCAAGCACUUGUGAGGGGACAUAAUGUGCGCAAGCAAGCGCACGUGACAAUGCGGUGCAUGCAAGCAUUAGUCCGAGUACAGGCACGAGUAAGAGCUCGCAGACUCCACUUGACUCAGAAGAAGCAAAGAGAACUCGAUGAACAAAAACCUAAGCUUAUGAGCCCCGUGACAAAGUUAAACUCAGAUGGUUGGGAAAAUAGGCGACUAAGUAGUCAGAAAAUUAAGGAACGUGAUUUGAUGAAACAUGAAGCUGCAAUGAAAAGGGAGAGAGCUCUUGCAUACGCUUACAACUGCCAGCAGCAACAGCAGAAGCAAUAUUUGCAGAUAGACCAACAUGGUGAUGAUAUUGGAAGCGAUUGGAAUUGGUUGGAAAGUUGGAUGUCAUCACAAUCACACCAUGUUAGACAUUUGGGGUCACGUGGGACCCAAUACAUGACUCUUAAUACAGCCACUGCCACCGCAGAUGACAUGUCUGAAGAAAAAACAGUUGAAAUGGACAUGGUUCUGCCUCUGGACUCAACUCACCCCAACAUGGGCCUCAUGAAUCGAGACUUUCUUUAUUCAAGCCCAAUCUCCAAUCGGCACCACCAUCGGCAGCACAGUGGGAAUGUACCUAGCUAUAUGGCUCCAACCCAGUCAGCAAAGGCCAAGGUUCGGAGUCAAGGCCCAUUUAAGCAACGGACUUCAUCUGGGCCUCACUGGAACUCAUCCACUAGGAAUAGUCCUGCUAUUGGGUUGGGCUGUGACUCAUCCAGCUCUGGUGGGGCCACUACAGCUAAUCAAUUUUUAAGGAGUCCAAGCCCAAAAAUCAAUGGGAUUCGACCCCAAUCUAGACGGAUUUCAAGUGGUUGCCCAGAUGAUGUUGGGGUUGAAGAUUGGGCCGUUCCUCUUGGACCCCACGGUUGGGCAUGACUUGAUUAAUUAGUUUAUUUUCUGAACAUCGUAAUAAUUAUCAUAGCAUGCUUUUGUAUGGUCUGAACUUUGGUCGUUGACAUGCAUUGGUAUUUAUUAUUUAAGGACAGUUUAAUAAUGUCGUUGAUGUCAUGAACAACAAAAUCUGAGAUUGUAUUACCCCCAACCAACACACAAAAAACGAGAUUGUAAUAUCUAGGACUCGUGUAAUAUA